This is a messenger RNA of Brassica rapa (field mustard), 3554 nucleotides long. RefSeq names its product E3 ubiquitin-protein ligase RZF1. Lineage: Eukaryota; Viridiplantae; Streptophyta; Magnoliopsida; Brassicales; Brassicaceae. Gene Ontology annotation, biological process: protein ubiquitination. Gene Ontology annotation, molecular function: ubiquitin protein ligase activity. The record is from RefSeq and is a predicted model, not a curated record. Gene Ontology annotation, cellular component: cytoplasm.
UUAAUUUGUUAUAAUGAAAAGGUAAAAACAGCAUUGUUACGGUAGAUAAUCAAAAGAUCAUGAUAUUACAAAUGACAUCUCAUUUAUUUAUUUAUAAUGAAAAGGUAAAAACGAAAAUUCCACUCAAAUUACAUAGUUAAUCAAAUGUUUUUCUUCAUUUUCAUUCCUUCCUUCACGAUCUCUUCUAUUAAACCGGUAUUGAUUGAUCCUCCUGAAAACACACUGGACUUAAGAGAGGGAUCACCAGUGGAACCACCACCAAGUCUUGAGGUUUCUUGCUUUGGAGGAUAAAAAAUUGCAGACAACUCGUCGAAUGGAGAAGGACGAGGAAGAUCUUGUUGUUCUUGUUGCUGCUGCUCCUGCACCUGUGCCUUACCUAUUAUUGUUGAGUAAUGUACCUUUGCCUUACCUAUUACUUUAGGCGGAGGAUCCAUCUUUCUUGUUCUUGCUAUAAUGAUUUUAAAGACUGUAUUUAUUACUGUUAGUUUGUUUAACUGAUUUGUUUAACGAUAGGCAUUAGUCUUUUAUAUUUAUAAAUGUAAGAAAUGACAAUGUUUUAAAGAAUUAAGCUGACUCAAUGUCUCUGUUUUAUAAUUACUUACCAAAAAUAUGUAUUUUCUUCUAUAAGUAUUAAUUAAAUUUUCUUAAUUAUCAUCCUCUUUAAUUAUUAUAAAUUACUUACCAAAACCAUAUGUUUUAAAUAAAAGAGAUAUUGAUAUAGAUCUUUAUUCAAAAUAUAUUUCCUAUUUAAUAUUAUAAUACUUUCUCUUAAACUCUAGUUUUUAAAUAUAAAAAGGUUUCUAUUGUUAUAAGAAAUAUAUUUUAUUUUAUUUUAUUUUCCUUUUUGAUUUAUAUAUGUGAAAUUCGUUUUUAUUGAAUUACAUAUUUACAAUAUAAAAUUUAAUAUAUAUCUAUAUUUAAAAUGAAUAUAUUGCCUUUUUAAAUUAACUCCUUUUUAUUUAUAUAAAAGGAAAAUAGUUUUCAUUAAAUAACACGUUUAAAAUUUUAAAACUGUUAUAAAUUUAUAUCAAAGAUACUCUCUUUUUGAUAAUAAGGUGAUUUGGAAACAAAUAUUAACAAAAUUUUACAUAAAAGAUACUAAAAUGAUAUUAUUAUUUUUUUGGUAAAAUGUUAAGUAUCUAAAAUGAUAUUUUAAUAAGGUAAUUAUUGUAAUUAACCAUUUUAAGAGCCACCGUAAGAACGACAUAUAAAAAAAAAACUUCUCAAAUAAUAUUAUAGAGAUUACUUUACCUUUUCAAAGUUGGAUGCAAAUAUCUACUUUAUCAAGUUGAUAUUAAGAAAAGUUAUUGUUAUCUUUACAAUGUGAAUGGUUUGAGGUAAAGUGCUUGCAUUAUGUCUUAUCUCUUUAUUUAGUUUUCAAAUUAACAAAACAAUAGGACUAUAUAUGUUAUAAAACUUUCAAAUAAAUGAUGAAAAUAACAUAUUAUCAUUUUGAGUUUUUCUCUUAUUUUGAAUAAAAUAUGUUUUAGUAUUAUCUUAGGGUGCUUUCAAUAAAUUCUAUUAUAUUUUAUAAUUAGUCAUUUAAAUAAAUUUUGAGAUUUUAUUUCUUUAUUUUUGCAUGUAAUUUUAGUUAAUUUUUAAAAUGUUUUAUAGUUUACUAUUGCUAUUAUAACAGUAAUAUUUUGAAUUAAUUAAAAAAGAAAAAAAAAGAAACUUCUUUUAUUUGAAGUAGAACACUCCCUAAAUGAAGUGUUUUUACUGUUCAUAGUGAAAAUUCAUAUUUUUCUUUACAAAAUUGAACCGCUAAUGAUUUUUAUUUAUUUUUGAUUAAUCUGGAGGCAUGACAGGCCUAUUGAAAAUCCCGUCUAAUUUCUAAAAGAGGUGCAUUUUAUAGAUAAAUCAUAUCUCUGGGUUUGCAAAUAGGCCGUAAGCAAAGAUCCAUACACACGAGUAGAUGUCUAAAUGUGACUUAAUUUUGUGCAGCAGGUUGAUCGAACUUGAAACGUGUUAGUGUCACAAACUCUUUGCCUGACUAUUGGUUCUGGACUAAUAGUUUUCAGUUUUAUAUUAUUAAAAAAAGAUGGAACACCUUUUAGCAAAGAUAGAAAGUUGAAUGGAGAGCUUUAAUGAAGUUCGCAUACAUAUGUGCAAAGCUAGAAAUUUUAAUUAUUAUUACCUGCAGACUCCGCUUGGUUUUCCCCCACGACGGGGUAAGUAUACGGGUUAACCCAUUUGAAAUAUUUAUAUUGCAGGCGCCAAUGUGAAUUGAAUGUAGGAUUAGGCAAAUUUAAAUAGCGGAUACUUGUUAAUACGUAAAAUUAAAUUAUCCUUUUUAAAAAGAAAACAUUUUCUUAAUAAAUAUACUAAAUUUUAUAAAAAAUUAAUUAUUAAUAUUUUUCUGGUAUAUUUUAAUAAAAUAUAUAAUUAUUAAUAUUAUCCACGAAUAUCGUGAAUUAUCUGCUAAUUUAAAGCAAGACAGAUGCAGAUUUAAUAUUUUCUUGUUGUAGCCCAUGCAUUGAUAAUUUUUGAAUAAAAAAAUAACUCGAAUUGCGACGGGACCGGUCAGACGAGACAAAUUUGAUUUGCAAACUUCAACACUAUCUAUGUAUGUCCUCUUUUGUUUUUCCUGCUUUUCAUUAAAACUUAUGUGAAGAUAAAAACUGUUGUUGUGCACUUGUCAAUCUUUCUUAGAACUUGAUCACUGACGCUCAUGAAUAUGAGAUUCAUGGCUUUCUCAUCUCCCUCUGAUCUUGCUACAUCGUCUGCAUCUUUCUUUCUUCUUUUUUCCGGGUCUUCUUCUUUAGACUCCAUUGUUUUGGAAUCUUGGGAGGUCUCCGAAAGAACAUCUUUGAGUCCUGGUACGCUGAGAGUUGCGUACAUCCUCUUCUUCCAGAUCGAGAAAUCCCCCGAUCCGUCGAACAUCGAACUGCUUUCUUCAGGGACAAGUCACCAUAGAGGUCCACCACCUGCAGCGAAAUCAUCUAUUGAUGCAUUACCAACGGUCAAGAUCAUACAGAAGCAUCUCAAGUCGUCAGACUCUCACUGUCCGGUUUGCAAAGAGGAGUUUGAGUUGAAGUCUGAAGCAAAACAGAUGCCGUGUAAACAUGUAUAUCAUUCUGACUGCAUUGUCCCGUGGCUGGUUCAGCAUAAUACAUGCCCGGUUUGUCGUAAAGAGUUACCGUCAAGAGGAUCGUCUUUAAGUGCACAGAGUGAACAGAACAGAAGUACCAAUAGAAGAAGGAACCUUUUCUCUAGUGUCUGGCCGUUCCGAUCGUCUAGCUCAAGCUCUACACAAAACCGUAGAGAAACAAACAACACAGCCAAUACAGAAGAAGGCCAGUAUACUCGUUAUCAGCAUCAUCACCAACAUCAGCAACAACAAGCCAAUAUGGGUUAUAGUGGAUGGCCUUUUGACUAUUAACUCUUUGUUAAGGCUUUGUAUCUCAUUUUGGUCUUUUGUAUUUUGUUUUAAAGCUUUUGUCUUAUUCUGCUGUCUUUCAUUUAAUGGUAGACCUUAUCUUUAUGUGGAUUAUGGAUAUCAACUUUGUGUUUUAAUUUAAUGGAUUAUAGAUAUCACACAUGUUAGCAUGUUA